Molecule: messenger RNA, 5331 nt
Organism: Betta splendens (Siamese fighting fish)
Lineage: Eukaryota; Metazoa; Chordata; Actinopteri; Anabantiformes; Osphronemidae
Gene: hdlbpa
Product: high density lipoprotein binding protein a
Exons: 28
Coding region: 267-4079 (1270 amino acids)
Cellular component (GO): nucleus; cytoplasm
Molecular function (GO): mRNA binding
Source: RefSeq, a predicted model, not a curated record
CCAGCUCAGCUGUAUGCCUACGUGGACUUAGCGAGCUAGUUGGAACUGUGAUGUUAGCUAGCGUUAGCUCGCUAGCUACUUAAGCGUGCAGUUCGUUUUGUAGCUUUUUAAAAAUUUGCCCUGGUUGGUGUGAAGCAAAACGUCACGACCACAGUGCAAAAGCUGGCAGGCUGACGGGAAUUUGCAUCUUUACAGGACGGAUUAUCUGGUAACUGACCAUUUAGCUGUGACACACUCGGACUCUGUGUUAACGUGGGAUUUUGACCAUGAGCUCAGUCGCUGUACUUACGCAGGAAAGCUUCAAUGAGCACCGCAGUGGGCUUCUGCCUGAGCAGAGUGGUGCUAUGGCAGGAACUAGUGCUGGAGAAGAUGACCCUCCUACCUACAAGGAUGCCUUCCCACCUCUGCCUGAGAAGGCAGCCUCUCCUGAGGGGACUCAGGAAAUGGCUAACGCAUGGACCAACAAGAUUCGCCCUCUUAAGUCCUCUGUUAUCACCCAGGUUUUCCAUGUGCCAUUGGAGGAGCGCAAGUACAAGGACAUCAACCAGUUUGGGGAAGGAGACCAGGCAAAGGUCUGUGUGGACAUCAUGCAUAAGACCGGAGCCCACCUGGAACUCUCCUUGGCAAAAGAUCAGGGCCUGUCGAUCAUGGUUUCAGGAAAGCUGGAUGCCGUGAUGAAGGCUCGUAAGGAGAUUGUGUCCCGACUGCAGACUCAGGCCUCAUCUACUGUCGCCAUCCCCAAGGAGCACCAUCGUUUCGUCAUUGGCAAAAAUGGGGAGAAGCUUCAGGAGCUUGAACUCAAGACUGCCACCAAAAUCCAGAUCCCACGACCUGAUGACCCCAGCAACCAGAUCAAAAUCUCUGGAACCAAAGAAGGCCUGGAGAAAGCGAAGCAUGAGAUCCUGUUGAUUUCUGCUGAGCAGGACAAACGUGCAGUGGAGAGAGUGAACAUCGACAAGGUGUACCACCCAUUUAUCACUGGUGCCUACAAUAAAUUGGUGAGUGAGAUCAUGCAGGAGACCAGUGCCCGCAUCAAUGUCCCCCCUCCAAGUGUCAACAAGACGGAGAUUGUCAUCACUGGCGAAAAAGAGCAGGUGGCCCUUGCUGUGGCUAUGAUCAAGAAGAUUUAUGAAGACAAGAAGAAGAAUGCCACCACUAUUGCAGUGGAGGUCAAGAAGUCUCAGCAUAAAUACGUGAUCGGCCCAAAGGGAAACACCUUGCAGGAGAUCCUGGAUAAAACUGGUGUCUCGGUUGAAAUCCCACCGUCUGACAGCAGCUCAGAAACUGUCAUCCUUCGUGGGGAGCCUGACCGCCUUGGUCAGGCUCUCACUGAAGUGUAUGCCAAGGCAAACAGCUACACCGUUUCCUCAGUCUCAGCUCCUUCUUGGCUUCAUCGUUUCAUUAUUGGCAAGAAGGGGCAGAACUUGGCCAAGAUCACCCAACAGAUGCCCAAGGUGCACAUUGAGUUCACUGAGGGAGAAGAUAAGAUCACCCUGGAGGGUCCCACCAAAGAUGUGCAGAUGGUUCAUAGCCAGAUUGAAGCAAUCGUUACAGACUUGGUAAGCCGUAUGGAUUAUGCUGAAAUCACUGUGGAUACCAAAUUUCAUCGGCACCUAAUUGGAAAGGGAGGCGUUAACAUCAACCGCAUUAAAGAGCUGCACAAGGUGACUGUACGCAUCCCCCCUGAUAAUGAGAAAAGCAACCUGAUCCGCAUUGAGGGGGAUCCCCAGGGUGUACAAGAAGCCAAAAAGGAGCUGCUUGAGCUUGCGUCACGCAUGGAGAAUGAGCGUACAAAGGACCUGAUCAUUGAACAGCGUUUUCACCGAGCCAUCAUUGGCCAAAAAGGAGAGAAAAUAAAAGAAGUGCGGGAUAAAUUUCCAGAGGUUAUCAUCAAUUUCCCUGACCCAGCACAAAAAAGUGACAUCGUUCAACUUAGGGGCCCACGAACUGAAGUGGAGAAAUGUUCCAAGUUUAUGCAGAAGAUAGUGGCUGAAAUGGUGGAGAACAGCUUUUCUGUCUCAGUCCCCAUCUUCAAACAAUUCCACAGAAACAUAAUUGGAAAAGGAGGCGCAAACAUCAAAAAGAUUCGGGAAGAGACAAACACAAAAAUUGACCUACCUGCUGAGAAUAGCAACUCUGAGAUGAUUGUCAUCACUGGGAAGAAAGCAAAUUGUGAAGCUGCGCGGAAUCGCAUCCUGGCUAUUCAGAAAGAGCUGGCAAACAUCACAGAAAUAGAGGUCUCCAUUCCCUCCAAGUUGCACAACUCCUUAAUUGGGUCAAAGGGCCGUUUGGUGCGCUCGAUCAUGGAGGAGUGUGGUGGUGUUCACAUCCACUUCCCCAGUGAGGGCUCAGGGAUUGAUAAGGUCACAAUCAGAGGCCCCGUGGAGGAGGUGGAGAAAGCCAAGCAACAACUGCUCGGCUUGGCAGAGGAGAAGCAAACAAAGAGUCACACUGCCGAGCUGCGUGCCAAGCCAGAAUACCACAAGUUCCUUAUUGGGAAAGGUGGUGGAAACAUCAAGAAGGUUCGUGACAGCACCGGAGCCAGGAUCAUCUUUCCCACGGCAGAGGAUAAAGACCAGGAGCUUAUUACUGUGGUUGGAACUGAAGAAGCCGUGAGGGAUGCCCAGAAGGAACUGGAAGAACUCAUCAAAAGUUUGGACAAUGUUGUUGAGGAUACAAUGAAUGUUGAUCCAAAGCACCACCGCUACUUUGUGGCUCGCCGUGGACAAGUCCUUAGAGACCUGGCUGAUGAGUACGGUGGCGUGAUGGUGAGCUUCCCGCGCACCGCUUCCCAAAGCGACAAGAUCACCCUCAAAGGAGCCAAAGAAUGUGUGGAGGCAGCCAAAAAGCGCAUGCAGGAGAUUGUUGAUGAUUUGGAUGCACAAGUGACCAUGGAGUGUGUGAUUCCUCAGAAGUUCCAUCGUUCUAUCAUGGGUCCAAAGGGCUCACGUAUACAGCAGAUCACCAGAGAUCAUAAUGUUCAGAUCAAGUUUCCAGAGCGUGAGGACCCUCAAGCAACACCUCCUUCAGAGGCACCUGUUCAGGAAAAUGGAGAGACAAACGGAGAGGUGAAGGAGCCUGUUGACCCAAAUGCACCCAAAAGAUGUGACGUCAUUGUGAUCAAUGGACGCAAAGAGCGUUGCGAGGCUGCUGUUGAAGCACUGAAGGCGUUGGUUCCCGUCACCACUGAGGUGGAAGUGCCUUUUGAGCUUCAUCGAUACAUCAUUGGUCAGAAAGGAAGUGGAAUUCGCAAGAUGAUGGAUGAAUUUGAGGUUAAUAUUCAAGUGCCUGCUCCUGAUCAGCAGUCUGAUAAAAUCUCCAUCACCGGCUUGGCCAGCCACCUUGAGCGUGCCAAAGAGGGGCUCUUGGAGCGUGUCAAGGAGCUGCAGGCCGAGCAGGAGGAUCGGGCACUCAGGAGCUUCAAGCUGACCAUCACUGUGGACCCCAAGUAUCACCCCAAAAUCAUUGGCCGCAAGGGAGCCAUUAUUACAAACAUCCGCACGGAGCACGAGGUUAACAUCCAGUUCCCAGAGAAGAGUGACGAAAACCAGGAUCAGAUUACCAUUACAGGGUAUGAGCACAAAGCCAUAGCAGCACGAGAUGCCAUCCAGUCUAUUGUGGACGAACUGGAAGAGAUGAUCUCUGAGGACAUCACCCUGGACUGCAGGGUCCAUGCACGCAUCAUAGGCGCUCGCGGCAAGGGCAUCCGAAAGAUCAUGGAUGAGUUUAAGGUUGAUCUCAGGUUUCCCCAGAGUGGAGCUGCAGACCCAAAUCUUGUGACGGUCACCGGUCGCCCUGAGCUAGUGGAUGAAGCCAUUGAUCACCUCCUUAACUUGGAAGAAGAAUAUAUGGCAGAUGUUGCAGAGAAUGAAGCAAAGAUGGCUUACAUGAAGCCUUCUGGUGGUAGCGCUGCUGCCGUGGAUGAACAUCGUGGUCCAUCCAAAGGCUUUGUGGUCAGGGAGGCUCCCUGGGCCACCGGCAGUGAGAAGGCCCCUGAUAUGACCAGCUCUGAAGAUUUCCCCAGCUUUGGUGCCCCAGUAGCAACCAGGACCUCUCCCUGGGGCCCCAAGCGCUUCUAAGCCGUGCUGCUACAGAGGGGCCUGAACUUCAAUCUUCCCCAUCACCUCCCCCCGUGACCUGGACUGACCGCUGACCCUAAGUCUUUAAGUUUCGAGAGCGUCAUCCUUCUCAUGUCUACCUACCCUGGUCUGCUUUUGCAGAUUUGUCAAAGUGCUUUCAGAUACCGUAAUUGACUUGUGAGCUAUCUGCAUUAAAUAAUGUCUUGCGCAAAGAAAUGUGACAGAUGUUUCAAUUUAAGUCUCCAGUCUGUAAAAGACUGAUCUCUUUAAAUGUUUAUUAAAUUCAUGGUUGUUUCAACUGUUGCACCAAAUUCAGUGGUGACAUCACUGACAGACAUCUAUUUUUUUUUUUUUAAGCUGCCCUUAGUUGCCUUUGCAGAGUGGGAUAAAGGUACUGAAAUACUGCUGGUGACUGUAAAGACCUGAUGCCUGACCAAGGGGCCAGUUGUUUCAGUAGCCAACCCUCCCCCUUCUGCUUUACUCAUGUAGCUGAGUAAAAGUGUCAGUUGUUAGCCCUCAAGCACAAUGUAGUGGUUGUCCUGUCACAUUUCUCCAUUUGCUUGUAACCGCUUCUGUGAGUCUGGUCAAGUAGUGGCAUGUACCUUUUUUAUAGCCUUAUGAAAACUCUUACUAAAAGGAGGGGGAAGAGGUGGUUUCAGCCACUGCAGAAUGGCACCCACUAAAACUGCCAGAUGCUUGGAGAUCAUGUCGGAACUAAACUUCUUACAACACUAGGCGUAUAGCUCCAAUGUAUCAAAUGUCCCACUAUUGACAGUACUUUUAUUAAUGUUUGAAAGUGAAUCAUGCUACAGAUGAAAAUGUGUAUGUGAGCAAACCGGCGGACCAUCUUGUGCCAACUGUCUGUCCAGUAGUGUCCUGUAUUAUUCAUCCUCUGUGCUGGGUCAGUGUCCAGUCCCUUUGUCUUCCAAUUGCUAUGUCAAAUAGCAAUGGCCCUUUUUAUCAGCCUUACAACUAGAAGGACACAAAGCAGACAGGUGACCUCUAGGCGUGUUUAGAGUGGACAACUGGAAGGAAUCGUCGGCGUUCCUUGGAAAGCUUGUUGUAAUUAGUUUAAUCUUGCUCGAGGAGAGCAGAUUUAGCCUACUGGCUGCUAAUUCCACACCUAGCAUUAGCCUACCUUGGUUUGUGUCCUUCUAGCAUUGAAUGAAAGAUUAUGCAAAUACCAUUGAAGUGAACGGUUAUGGGUGACACUGGAAAAUGUCCAAAAAGUCAAUAAAAAUGGAAAAUCUUU